AUGGCUGAUCUUCUGGUUACGCCGUCUUUUUUGCACGUCCAAAACACGCCUUGGGUCGCAAUGAAUAAGCAAGAGAAAUACCAUCCAAGUCUUUUCGAUAAAAACCAAGAAUUUGUGACUGUUGAGAAUCAAGAGCCAGUUAUACCACAGAACACACUGUACGACAUUCCUAUCCAAACACAGCACACUCCGAUGAAGAAGCAUGUCACAAUCUUCGGGUUUUCCCAACAGAACAGGCAGAAUAUCCUGGAGCAAGUAGAAAAAACAACGAAGAUUUUCAGGAAAGAGGAAGGAAAAAAUUACAUUAACGUGUGGACCGAUGAUAUAGCCUCUCUUGACGCGCUUCUUAAGCUCAACCACAAAAUGAUAAACGGGGAGAUUGUUGGUGCAUAUAGAAAAAGCUACGGAGCUGUGGACGACGGGGACAUUUAUGUAAAGAAGAAGGGGCUAUUUAAAAAGGUUUAUGAGUAUUUCUUUGGGGAAUAA
This is a messenger RNA of Vittaforma corneae ATCC 50505, 486 nucleotides long. RefSeq lists its product as uncharacterized. Lineage: Eukaryota; Fungi; Microsporidia; Nosematidae. The record is from RefSeq and is a predicted model, not a curated record. The transcript has a single exon. The coding region runs from base 1 to 486 and encodes 161 amino acids.